Messenger RNA from Phascolarctos cinereus (koala), 2195 nucleotides. It is a transcript of the gene BMF, whose product is annotated as Bcl2 modifying factor. Gene Ontology annotation, cellular component: myosin complex. Gene Ontology annotation, biological process: negative regulation of autophagy; positive regulation of apoptotic process; apoptotic process. NCBI's taxonomy places the organism in Eukaryota, Metazoa, Chordata, Mammalia, Diprotodontia, Phascolarctidae. The record is from RefSeq and is a predicted model, not a curated record.
CCAGAGAGCGGGGGUAUUUUGGAAACAAUACCGCGCGGGCGGCGGCAGAGGGUGGCCUCCCUGCGCGCGCGCCUGCCGCCUGUGCCCCUUCGCCAGGAUCCCAGCAGCGUUAAAGGGAACCCUCUUUGGGAUUACUGUUAUCAGCUAAAGGCUGUCAUUCUUCUGGGCAACAGGAGAGAUGGAACCUCCUCAUUAUGUUGAAGAGCUGGAGGACGAUGUGUUCCACCCGGAGGAUUCAGAGCCUGGUGCACAGCCAGGGGGCCUGACCUCAGCUGCUCUGUUUGCCCAGAGCCAGCCCGACUAUAUGCUGGAUGGGCUGCAGCUUUUCCCUCUCACCCACUGCUGUGGCCCAGGGCUUCGGUCUGUUGGCCAGGAAGACAAGGCCACUCAGACCCUCAGUCCGGCAUCCCCAAGCCAGGGUGUCAUGCUGCCUUGUGGAGUGACUGAAGAACCCCACCGACUCUUUUAUGGCAAUGCUGGAUACCGACUUCCCCUCCCAGCCAAUUUUCCUGCAAGCUUGAGGCUUGGAGAGGAGCCCCCUCAAGAGCAGUGGGAACAUCGAGCUGAGGUGCAGAUUGCGCGAAAGCUUCAGUGCAUAGCGGACCAGUUCCACAGACUCCACAUGCAGCGGCACCAGCAGAACCGAAACCAUGUGUGGUGGCAGAUCCUCCUCUUCCUUCACAAUUUGGCCUUGAACAGAGAGGAGAACAGGAAUGGGGCAGGCCCUAGGUGAGACGUUGCUGCCCCUCUCUGUGUGUGGACCACAGGGAGAGCUCCACUUCCACUCCUACUCCUGGAGCAGGACAUCGGGCAGAACUCCAGGAAAACUGGCACUGUGUCUUGUGAAGUUUUUUUUAUUAUUAUUAUUUUGAAAAUUUUUUGUUUGUUUCUGGGGUUUUGUUUGUUUUAUUAUCUUUAUGUACAUAAGACCAAUUCAACAAGGGACAUUUGCUCUGCUCCCAGUUAUCUCCCAGGCUGGGGAGCCUUGGUCAAACACUGUUGGAGGAAUGGCUGGUGUAUCUGUGUGGAUGAGACCUUCUGCUGGCUCCUGGCAAAUGGACCUUUGAGGCAGCAGGUGUUGAAGAUGACCAUCAACUAGUCCUUUCUGGGAAGGAUGACAUCUUCCCAAGGAUAGUGCUAACGAAUGAAGAGGGAGUUGGGUUGGACUCCUCCCAGUUCACAAGAACCAGCUCUUCUCCGUGGCUGAUGUUUGGCAUAGAUUCUAAUGCCCAAGCUUGGAGUCUGGGUUUGUGUGAGGAAAAACAAACCAGAUGUGCUGACAUCAGUCCUGUGUUGGUCACCUUACCCGGCUUCUCCCAUGGUCCCCUUUCCAGCAGCUCUUUACUGCAGAUUGUGGCUGUGAAUUCCUUCCCCUCAGAGUGAAGAUAGGUUUGCUGAGCCCAAUACAGAUCAGGACUCGGCGGUAGCAUUGUUCUGACCACUGUCAUUUGAGUGUAAUGGAAAUUUACUCAAGAGGGCUUCCAUCUUGGAUAUACAGCCAUCAAGGACUAAAGGGUUAGCAAGUUCAGCAGUCACUUAAUUGGUUACAAAUCCAGGUUCAACCCUGACCAGUGGCAGCCCCAGAGGAUGUAAUCCCAUGGAGGGCUGCCUCAAGAUCUCUAGCAUCACUCACAAGGACUGUGGAUGGGUGGGUAAGGCCACUCUGGCAUUCCCAGGGAUUGUAUUGGGUCCACAGCUGCAUGAGGCCUGCUAUAGAGUGAACCAAACUUAUAAGCAGGCUCUGGGUCUGGCAGUGACCCAGAACUGAUAAGAACAUUUUCUUCUAGGAACUAGAAGUCACUCAAAAGUAAAUUGACCUUCAUCUUGAAAUAAGCAGAGUGGUCAGUCAGCUUGUUGCAGCAGCUUCCUUAGUAGGAAAAGGGGAGGUGGAGGGCUGGCAGCUUCUCUUUGGAAAGCCACUCUGUGAGCACAGGAGAACCAUGGUUUAAAAUUCUUGGUUAUGUGGGGCACUAGACAAGUAACCAUUUCCCCAUUUAUUGGUGGGAAAGAAGUGUCAGGCCUUGAGGAAGAUGAAAUUUCUGGCUUCUAUGGAAUUCUGCACCAUCCUCCUUUGUACCUAAUGCUAGGUGGGAAAAAACAAGGCAUAAGGAGUACAGGUGGUUAGUGGCUUUUAUCUGCUGAACUAUGGUUUUUGUGUUUUGUUUUGUUUUUUGUGGAACAAAAGAUGGAGCAGA